Monomorium pharaonis (pharaoh ant) is the source of this 5216-nucleotide messenger RNA. It is a transcript of the gene Syn2, whose product is annotated as gamma-1-syntrophin. Lineage: Eukaryota; Metazoa; Arthropoda; Insecta; Hymenoptera; Formicidae. The transcript has 11 exons. Bases 403 to 1938 code for a protein of 511 amino acids. Gene Ontology annotation, molecular function: structural molecule activity; protein binding. The record is from RefSeq and is a predicted model, not a curated record. Gene Ontology annotation, cellular component: dystrophin-associated glycoprotein complex; intracellular anatomical structure.
GAGUCUCGUCGCGAACCAGUCCUUGAGAACCAGUCGACUACGCUCGCAUCGUUGUCGUCGUCGUCGAGGCAACGAGUCGCCCGCCUCGGGCUCGAAACUCCAGUGGAGUUCCCGGUUUCCGUUGUUUCUCGCGCAGGAAAAAAAAAGAGAGAGACUGAAGAGAGCAUGAAGAGCCGUCGCCGUCGGCGUCGCGAGGAGUGACAGCCCGGCCGUUAGGAAGCAGUAUACGAGAUAAUCACGGCGCGGUGCCCACCGAUGUCGCCGCCAACGGUGACCGCCCUCGUCGUCAGGGCCAACGGUAGUAGCAGCAGCAGCAGCAGCAGCAGCGGCGGCGACGGCGGCGGAAGGGAUCUCCGAGGAUACUCCAAGGUGUCGUCACCUCACUGAUCGAGCGCGAGAAUAAUGAGAAUCAACGCGACGAAGAUGAGCACUCCGAUCGAGGAGAAGAUUGACCAGAAGCUGAAGGUACGGACAGGGAUGGUAACGGUUAGCGAUGGGAAAAGCAAACCCGUGCCGAUGCGUUUGCACUUGUCUAUGGAGGUAUUGAAGCUUCAACGGGAGGAUCUCGAGCAGGCAGCGAAUCACAAUAAACCACCUCUGGACGCUAAGGAGCGCAUGGUGCAAAUCACCAGGCAGAAGAUCGGUGGUUUGGGGCUGAGCAUAAAGGGUGGAGCGGAACAUAAGCUUCCAGUACUCAUAUCGAGGAUCUAUAAGGGUCAAGCCGCCGAUCAGUGCGGCCAGCUCUUUGUAGGAGACGCAAUUAUUAAAGUAAACGGCGAAUAUAUCACGGCGUGCAACCAUGACGACGCUGUCAAUAUUUUGAGGAAUGCUGGUGAUAUAGUAGUUCUAACGGUCAAACAUUAUCGAGCGGCCAAGCCAUUUCUACAGAAAAACGAAAAGGAAGAAAAACUGGAUAACGUUGCCAAUGGUACGGCGGAAGACGGAUGGAUAUCGCCCAACAUGCAAGGCGGUAGUCCCAGAUGCAGUCAUAGCCGUCAAAGUUCUAAUGCAUCUUCCAGUUCAAUGCAGUAUAAGAGAUGGGUAGACGUAAUUACAGUUCCGUUAAUGAUGGCAUACGUAACGAGAUACAUAUUUGGUACCGACAAGCUAAGAAGAAACGCAUUUGAAGUGAGAGGACUUAACGGUGCACGUACAGGAGUGAUACAUUGCGACGAUAGCGCUAUUCUCAGUCAAUGGUUAAAAUAUAUAACUGAUAACAUUACAGGAUUGACACAUUUACAGAUGAAAUUGUACAAUCGUAAUUUUGGAGUCGGCGAGCGUAUAGAAUACAUGGGUUGGGUGAACGAGGCGGUGAGCAAUAGCAAUCAACCAUGGCAGAGUUACAGACCGAGAUUUCUAGCUCUAAAAGGACCGGACUUAUUAUUGUUCGAAACGCCUCCUUGUAAUAUAGGUGAUUGGUCACGCUGUGCACUGACCUUCAAGGUGUAUCAGACGAUGUUCCGUGUGAUGCGCGAAUCGGAGAAUGUGGACGAGCGGCAGCAUUGUUUCCUGGCGCAGAGUCCGGGAAAACCGCCACGUUACUUGAGCGUCGAGACUAGACAGGAACUUCUGAGGGUCGAAGCAGCCUGGCACACCGCUAUAUGUUCGGCUGUUACGCAUUUAAAGAGUAAAACUUUCCCGGUGACUUUCAACAGCAGAACCGCAGGUCUAACAUUAGAGUGGACUCAAGGAUUUACGUUAUCGUAUGAAGGAGCUAACGAGAUCGCGUGGCGUUACAAAUUUUCUCAAUUGAGAGGGUCCAGUGACGACGGUAAAAGUAGACUUAAAUUGCACUUCCAAGAACCGGACAGCAUCGCUAUCGAAACAAAGGAAUUGGAGUGCUCCCAGUUGCAAAACUUGUUGUUCUGUAUGCAUGCGUUUCUUACCGCGAAGGUAGCCGCGGUAGACCCUACGUUUUUAACGUCGACCACUCCGUAAAGAGAUAUAAUUAUAGAUAUAAUAACGUUGUAUUGCCGAUGAAUCACCAAGUGGAUCACUUUUGUGUUCUGUUAUCGUUAUACGGAUUAGAGCGAGCGUGUAUUGAAAAGUUGCCGAGAGAGAAGCAAGAAGAGAACGAGGAAAAGAAAGAGACAGAAGCUAGUCAAUAUAUCCAAAAGAUAUUUUUAUCGUUUACAUAUAAAAAUCACCAAGCGGUACUAUAUACUCUACUCAUCCUACCAAAAGCCAAUUUUACUAGUAUAUACAUAUAUAAAUCUAAUGGCUAUUAUCGUAUUAUUGUACGCCUCUAGAUACGAAUUCUCGCGAGUUUCUAGAAGCGACGGUAUGCAUUUAUAAAUGAUUGUCCAACUAUACGAUGCGAUUACGUUGCUGCUUUUGCUACAUUGUGUUUAUUUCUUUUUGAACUUUUUGAGGAAUACGUAAUUUCAAGUACAUAUGUAUAAUUCUACGAGGAUUGAAUGAGACAUUAUUCAUGACUGAAUGAGAAUAUUUUAACAAAUGAAUGAAGAUUUUUUUACAAAACUUGUUUGUUGUUGACAGAAAUAUAUUCGUUUAUCUAAUAAGUAUGUUGAGAAAUAGAUACAAGAAAAAAAGAAAUUAAUAGGGUUUUUUAAAAACACAAUGAAUCAUGCUCAUGGAGAAGCAUUGCUUUUCAUUCAACCCUCGUAUACGUAAUCUACUCUUAUAGAUAUAUUUUAAUUAUAUUUUAGUAAUACUAUUUUUUUAGUUAUCUCUCGGUUGCGCUUUUGUUAUAAUAUUAUAUGUUUGAGAUCUCAAGAUAAUAAUUGAAAUUUAUAUAUAUAUAUAUAUAUAUACGUAAGAAUCAAUGCACGUGGAUUUAUGACUUCUAAGUUACAAUAACGGCGAAUUUUGUUUAGUUAUAACAAAUUGUAUACUUAUACAUUGUAUUGCGUACUAUACAUGUAUAUAUCAGGUGCCUUAAAAACCAUGAACAAGAAGUAGCUAAAUUAAAGGAGGCAUCAAUUUUUCGUUUCUCAUCGAUGAGGAGAAAAUCAUACUACACAUAUAUUUAGAAUAUUUAUAAAAGAAAUGAGGUUGUUGCAUUUCAGUCUAGAAGUUUUAAUUUGCAAUCUUAAAGAGAUACUUUAAAGAGUAUAAUUAAAUUGAAAGAGACACAAUAUAUCGAUUCGUCCAUCCGACAAAACGUCAAAGUAAUUGCUCUACAGCAAUAAGAUAAUCUACAAUUAGACAACCAUAUGUCGGAUAUCGAAAUAAUUUUAUUUAUUGAAGCAGUAUUAUCGAUGGGGGCAAUAAAUUCUAUGGAUUAAGCGUUGGUACUAUCAGUUUCGAGCUAGAGUUACUCUUGUAACUAUUCAUAACUCUCAGCUGUACUUUCCUGUACCAGACGCAACAGCUAUGUUCUAUUAAAUCGUUUAACAUACGAUUAGAGAAAAUUUAUCUAUAUGAAUAAUUAUGAUUGCGAUAGAAUGUCAUAUGCGCGGAAAGCUUUGAUACGUAAUGGAUAUAUGAAUGUCACAUUUCAAUAACUCGAAAGCUCUAUAGUGUCUUUAAAUAUAUCAAUUAUCUCUUUCCAAUCACUAGCUAUAGUGACAUAGACUUAACAAACACUGUAUAUUAAGUGACUAUAUCUUACAUUGGUUCGCAAUUAUAUUUAAAGCAAUAAUUCUAUUAUGAACGAACAAUUAGAAAGAAAAAUAAUAAGAGAGUAGGAUAUAUAAAUAAAUUAUAUAUAUAAGAGAACUGCAUAAUUAUAAAACAAGAAAAACAAGAAAUAUCCUUCUUGGUAGUAGUUAUGAAAAUAUUGCACGUUUUUCAAUGUUUGCCUAAUCAUUUUUUAAUUUCUUAAAUGUAAGACGAACGGCCACGUCGUGUCGCAUAAAGACGAUGUAAAAUUAAUUUUGACGUUGAGGAGACAUUUUAAUUUCUAUCUCAUGUGUUACGAAAGUCUCCAGUUACUCGUAGAAAGUGCCUACAAAGUAACAGUAAAUAUGUGAAAAGAAAUCCGUGCUUCUGUUAUAUCGCAACGUAAUUAAUACGUACUUUUCUAGUCUACAAAACGUUAGAGUGUUUUACUUAUGAUUAAUCUAUGAUCGAAGCAUUUGCUCGUCUCUCGAUCGCGAAGAUCCAGAGCAAUUCGAAUGAAAAGAACCACUGUUUCUCGACGAAUCUGUUACCGAUGUCACACCAACAUUUAUCAUGUAAAAGGGUACCUUUGCCUAUAACUCUUUCUGAACAUUUCUUUUCCACGAUCGAUAUAAUAUAUCAUAGUAGUAUAAUAAGAAUUAAACGAUAUCCGGUCUUGAAUUUAAGCACAGAGCAAUGCCAUUGAUUUCAGCUGUAUUUUGCACAUCUUAAAGUCUUAUUUAUUUCUUUUAAAUUUUUAGAUUUUGACAUAAAGAAAUUUUAUUAAAUUAUAUAUUAUGUAUCAAAUUAAAGCUUAAACCUUUGUCCCAUGUUUGAUUUUUAAAAUUAAUUGGAAAGCUUAAUUUACUAAGAAAUUUUAUUACUCAAUGUAAAAUAAUUUUUCUCAACAAUAUAUUUUACACAUUGUGUAUUCUCUGCGCUUAAAGUUAGGAGAAUUAUCAAGAACUGCACAAUUAUUCUAUAUAAGUAAGUUAACCAUAAGCGAGAAUGUCUGGAAUAAAGCUGAAAAAGAUCUGAGACACAAUCAGGUCUAGAUUAUAGUCACUUAUCGUAACUACAGGUUGUUCUAGCAGAGCUUUGAAUCCUUAAUAUAAUAUAUUGUAUACUCUGUUAAAUACGUCAACGCAAACCCCAAUUAAAUUUCCCUUAUAUUUACUAAAUAAGAUUUUUUAUUUGGAAUAGAUUAUAUAAGAGUAAACUUUUUAUGAACGUUGUUGAUAUUUAAGAUCUUUCUUUUUUUCUAUCUAUUCAACUAUCUAAUACAUUUUUCCUUGAAACUGUUCAAUCCGUGUGAUUCUCCGGAUUCAGCUCAUUCUAUAAAUUACACGAAAUAGAAGAUAGCUGUACACGCGACGUACUCUGCCUAUAAACUUACUGACUACACAAUUAAUUUCUUUCGGCGAAUGUUUGCGAUUCCGAAAUUUCACCGUUGCAUUCAGAUUCGUUAGUUGGAUUUAUUUCUUUUUCCUUUAUCUCUUCAUACGUAUAUAUUAAAUGGAAAAGUGAACUUGCAGCGCCGGCUUAACAUUAACAUCGGAAUCUUAUAUUUCGAAAUAUAGUUUAUCUGUUAUAAUGUCUAUAUCCCCCAUUGACAAUAUGUUCCAAAAUAUAUCAUUGUUAGAAGUUACAAA